CGUGUCGAACAUGUAAUGAUAAUCUCUGACACUCUUUAUUACUUUAUUUUUUUACACAGAUACUCGGCCCCCUCACCCUCGCCGUGCAGCAGAUUUGAAGACUUCAAGGAGUGUCUCAAACGUCCCGAAAUAGAAGAGCGUGAAAAGGUCUACAAUGAACUCCGGGGCUUCGUCUGCGACGGCGACAACGCGACCUGGACGCGUUUCAUGGGCAUCCUGUUCUCUAAAACCAAUGACUCAUGCAAGGGCGCCUUGGACGCGACAAAACAAGUUCUUAAGGGCGACUUAGACAAAUGCGGAAUGGUGGAGCAGCUGUUCGACGAGUGCGCGUCGCAGAGGCAUUUGCCGACCGACGUGCUGGAACCCGGCAUGGAGCUCCUCGGCUGCAGACGAGAGCAGCCUGUUAUUCCCACCACCCAGCCAGCGCCGCAUCCUCCCGCAGGUCACGGUGAAGGACAGCAGUGCGACAAGGACGACGCAAUUCGCUGCCUCAAAAUGUCGGCCCGACGCCUGGAAACCUCCAUGGGCUUCGGAAACAGCGGAGCUGUCGUCGAACAGGAUGGCUGCACUCCCCUGCCGGCAUCGUGCCUCGCGCCACAUCGGCUUCAAGGCUGCUCCGACAGCGAUAGCAUGCAGCUCUCCGUCCUCGAGGCUGCCAUAGAAGCCGUGCGAUCGGCCGCUUGUGGCAACGACCGAGCGCUCCUGCAGAGCAUCCGCCGCACGGCCUCCUGUUUGAACGUGGAGGAGUUUAAACGCUGCGUCGACGAAUCUCACAUCGACAUCAGCAAAACCAUGUUCACGAAGCAGGAGUGCAGUGCCUCCUUUUCGUCAGUCAACGAGUGCAUCGAGAAAAGCCGCAAGCUCUGUGAACCCGACGUCGAUAGUGCGAGGAAACUUUCGUCGGCCUUCUUCAGCGUCUACGGCUGUGACCCGAAGCAGCAUCAGCUACCGAAACAUGAAGGCCCGAACAGUGGCGCCAGUCUGGCUUCUUCGGUCACGCUGACCCUUUCCGUCGUGCUAGUCGCUUCGAUUACAACACGAAGAUAACUUCGAAAAAAAAAAAAGGGGG
Messenger RNA from Dermacentor silvarum, 1069 nucleotides. RefSeq lists its product as uncharacterized. The transcript is spliced from 7 exons. NCBI's taxonomy places the organism in Eukaryota, Metazoa, Arthropoda, Arachnida, Ixodida, Ixodidae. The record is from RefSeq and is a predicted model, not a curated record. Bases 16 to 1047 code for a protein of 343 amino acids.